Molecule: messenger RNA, 792 nt
Organism: Plasmodium vinckei vinckei
Lineage: Eukaryota; Apicomplexa; Aconoidasida; Haemosporida; Plasmodiidae
Product: adenylate kinase 2, putative
Exons: 1
Coding region: 1-792 (263 amino acids)
Biological process (GO): nucleobase-containing compound metabolic process
Cellular component (GO): cytoplasm; mitochondrion
Molecular function (GO): AMP kinase activity; ATP binding
Source: RefSeq, a predicted model, not a curated record
AUGAAUGGCCCACCAGGGUCAGGAAAAGAUACACAUUGUGUGUCACUUUCCAAAUUGUAUAAUUUUGAAAUAAUUACAAUAAGUGAAUUAUUAAAAAAAUAUUUGAAAGAAAAUACAAAUAAAGAUGCCAGUUGUGGAAAAUAUGUACCCGGAUUAACAGAUGAAGAAAAACAAGAUUUAGAAAGUAUAGAAAAGUGCAUAUGCAAUGGAUCGCUAGCUCCGGAUAAUAUAGUUAAUAAAAUUUUCCUUAAAUAUUUUAAGAGGUAUUCAGAAAACACAGAGCAAGAUCAAAUUUCUGAAUCUGAUACAACAUCCAAUGGUAUUAUUAUCAAUGGAUUUCCUAGAACGUAUGAACAAGCAAUGUUAUUCAAAAAAUACAAAAUUAAUGUAACAAAAUUUAUUAAUAUUGUAGUUAGUAGAGAAUCCCUUUUAAAGAGAAUUAUGAACAGGACAAAAGAUCCAGUUACUAACAUAAAUUAUAAUUUCCAAAUAAUAAAAUUAAUUAAAAAAAAAAGACAAGGAAUCCAGUUAACUACCGAAGAAGAAGAAUUAUUAGCGUCACAAAAUGAUAGUUAUCAAAGUUUAACUGAUGAAAUUAUUAUGAGAUUAGAAAGAAGAGAAGAUGACAAUGAAACUACUUUUAAUAAAAGAUAUAAUUUAUAUAAAGAAAAUGAAGAAAAAAUUAUUCCACUUUUUAUUGAUAUUUGUAAAAAUGUAGACGGUGAAAAUGACAUCAAUCAUAAUUUUCAACAAAUUUGUAAAAUUAUUCAAGAGGAAGAAAAUUAUGCAUAG